Molecule: messenger RNA, 1833 nt
Organism: Symbiodinium necroappetens
Lineage: Eukaryota; Dinophyceae; Suessiales; Symbiodiniaceae
Source: the annotation of a GenBank genome assembly
AUGAUUCAGAAGAUGACGGCUUGCAUCAAAACGUUUGAUGAUUGCCACGAAAUGAUCGAUGAGACCUACUGCGAGGGUCGGGUGGAAGGAUUCACGGCGGAAAUGCAGCAGACCCUGAAGCAGCAGUACAAGAAGGCCAAGCGUGCGCAACGACCGACACCGGGGCCAACUGCUCGCAAGCUCGUGCAAGCUCUGGCGAUGGGAGAUCCUGCAGCCAGUGUGGUGCGUUUUGCCAAAGCUCUAGAAGAAGAGCAGCCGCUGCUCUUGCGAGGGAUCCGGCAGCUGUCUAUUCCCUCCCUGCCACAUGCUGAGUCUGGACUGCACCGAACCAUCAGAGAGUGGGGUAUGGCCCUUCCCAUAGAUGUAUACCUUUUCAACAAGGGUAUUCUUUUUGCUCCAAUGUGCCUGCCCUCCAAAGUCCUGGAGUUCUACCUUUGCAGAAAGCCUUCGAUUUUAUUCGGGGGCUUUGGCCGAAACCAUUUUGCUUUGGAUGGCUUCCUACAAAGCUUCUGGGAAUGCUACAGGUACGAGGAUGGGGAUCAUCAGGUCUUCCAAGUUCAUGGUCAUCGGCUCAACCGAUGCUUCCCCUUUUUUAUCUAUGCCGACGAAGGGCGUGGAUUGCGGAAGGCCCCUAUACAGGUCGUGGCCCUUGAGACACUGUGGGGUAUAAAGACGUUUGCUGCUUGUGAGAAACUUGCGAAAACUCGUGGCUGGAACAACCAAACUUUCUUGGAGGCAUCAGACCACACUGGACGUGGGUCGUCUCUAACUUCUCGGCUUUUGCUAUAUGUUCUGCCUCAUGGAGCCUACAAGAAGAAGCAAAAACAUUUCUGGUACGAUACAUUCGGUGCUCCUGUGAAAGAUUUGGCGAGCCUGUUCACCUCAGGAAUCACAGAUCAGAAUGGGGAGACCUGGUUCCCCAUUUUGAUAGGUGUUAAGGGAGACGCUCCUGCCCUCAACAAGAUCGGCAACUUCAGCAGGAGCUUCCAGCGAAUCCUUGGAAACAAAGGAAUUUGCCACUUGUGUUUGGCUGGCAAAGAUGGCCACAUGUGGGAAGAUAUGGGGAACUCGGCAAGCUGGCAUGAAACGGUUUGCCAUGAACGGCCCUGGACGGAUCGAAAACCAUCGUGCGUACUUCCCAUACCUUUUAGCUUGCAGGCGCCGGAAAAGGUAUUCAGAUCGGACUGCAUGCAUUUGGUGAAGCUGGGCAUAGCCCGGCAUCUCAUCGCUUCAUGUGUGGUGGCAUUGGGCGAUUGGGACAUUUUUACUGGCAGUGGUGCAAGCAUAGCUGCGCUGUUGGAGCUCUCGCACAACGAUUUUGUGUGGUGCUGCAAACAUGAGAUCAGGCAAACGCCGCAUCUGAAGUUAUUCUCCAAAGAAGGCUGGAAAGCUGCGGAUUCUCUGAUGCUGGCACGAUGGCUGCUGCGAGUGCUGCGACAAGGCCCUGUGAAGCCGGACCAGACUGGGCGUUCAGGGGUCACGUUUUUACGUGACCCAGACAAGGGGCAUAUCUUCAGAGCAAUGGAAGACGCAUGCUGCAGCCUUCUACGUUUCUUUCAGAUUAUCCACAAGAGUGGGCUCUGGUUGGACAGAAACCUGGCGCAAUCAGCUGCUGAUGCUGUCCAGCUAUUCUGUCAGAGCUACACUUUCCUGGCGCGAGAGUUUCACAAGCUCGGCAAGUUUUUAUUCCACUUGGAAGAACCUGCCCUGCAUAUGUACCGACAUGUGGGGCUUCGAAUUACUACGCGUGUGGCCGCACGAACGUGCGGCCAACGCACUGUUCAGCGAAUGCUAAUCCGCUAUCAUUUGGAGUUCGAGAAGCUGGGCGUGUAG